This is a messenger RNA of Hyposmocoma kahamanoa, 846 nucleotides long. RefSeq names its product ommochrome-binding protein-like. Gene Ontology annotation, molecular function: protein binding. Bases 1 to 846 code for a protein of 281 amino acids. Lineage: Eukaryota; Metazoa; Arthropoda; Insecta; Lepidoptera; Cosmopterigidae. The record is from RefSeq and is a predicted model, not a curated record. The transcript has a single exon.
AUGAGAAAAUCUGCAAGAAUACUUUCAAUAUACGUCCUAAUUUACACUGUUCAAGCCGAAAAGUUCUGCAAUAUUCACUCUGAUUAUAUCACGGGACAAUGUUAUAAGAAGGAAAUCCUUGCGAGCAUACCUCACAGCCCGAAUCAAUUAGCUGUCGACAGAACCAGCAACGUUCUAUACUUCAGUUUCGACUCAGGAAUGGGAGAAUACGUACCAGGAAAACUUAAAAUUGGUAAUAAUACUUUGUUUGUUCUUAAAGGGAUCAGAGACGCAUUUGCAAUUGCAAGUGACUUUGCUACCGGAGAUCUGUACUUUGGCGGUAGUCAUGGAAUAUACAAAUACAAUCCAGGAUUAAGAUCUUUGAAGCGACUUGCAGUACAGAAUUUAGACAUAUGGUGGUUGGUGAUACGGAGGAAGAUAUACUUUAUUAAAUUUCCAAGUUUAUCCGCUUUUAAAUACGAGAAUAGAAGCAUAAGGUAUGUUGAACAAUUGAGAAAUCAUACGGUUCAUCAAUUUGUUUUCGAUAACGAAGAUAAUAUAUAUUUUAUUAACAACACUGGGUUGUUUGGAAUUAACAGCGGAUCCAUGGAAGCUCAUUUGUUGAAAGAUCAUCCGAAGUUCAUCGGUAUGGCUAGAGACAACUAUGGGUAUGUCUACUUGUGUUCAGAAGAUGGUAUCUUCGUCAUACGCAAGAUGCACAAGAUAAAAAGAGUCAUAGGCAUUCAAGGAGUGUUAGGACUGACCUUUGAUCGGAACAACAAUAUUAUUUAUUCUGAUUCAUCCGAAAUUGUUCGCUUAGUCGCUAAAGAGAAGAUUAAAAUUGCUUACAAUUAUGAUGAAAUAUAG